AAGUUGGAAUGGUACCUGAAGUACAGAUGAAAACCAGUUUGGAGCUACCUGUUGGGGGGGGGGAAUAGAAAUUAUUUUUUAAAAACCAAGUCAACAGAGAGUGUGAAAGAGAGAAAGAAAUGAAGUUAAAAGGUUAGACAAGCCUCAAUAGCAGUAACAACCCAACACUCUCCUUCCCAAUGGCUUCCAGAUGUCCUCCUGAUGACUUCAAAAUCUAUUAUGUUCUGUGAGUCUGUCUCUUCUACGGUGCUCUAGAUAACGGAUUAAGCCAAGGGCACAGAAUGUACAGAUUAUAGCGACACCAGCUCUGUCAAAGAGUCUAGUAUGGCCCAGCAACAUUCCCAAGGUGUGACAGGUCUUCGUAACCUAGGCAACACAUGCUACAUGAAUGCCAUCUUGCAAUGUCUCUGCAGCAUCACCCCACUGGUGGAAUACUUCCUUUCUGGAAAGUACAUCACUGCUCUUCAAAAGGACUGUGGUGAGGUUGCCACUGCUUUUGCGUACUUGAUGACAGACAUGUGGCUUGGAGACUCGGACUGUGUCUCACCGGAAGUGUUUCGGUCAGCCAUUGGAAAAAUCUACCCAGCAUUUCUGAAGAGGACACAGCAGGAUGCUCAGGAGUUUUUGAUUUAUGUUCUGAAUGAACUUCACGAGGCUUUGAAGAAGUUCCGCCGGAAAAGACCACAGGAGAAUGGACUUACUACAAAAUGCUACAGGAAGGUGGCUUCCAGUGAGUCCUCGAUCAUCACUAGGCUUUUUGAAGGGCAACUUAAUUAUGACAUCGUGUGCUUGAAGUGUGAGAACUGUACUUACAAAAAUGAAGUCUUCACUGUCCUCUCCCUCCCCAUCCCAUCAGAAUGUGAAUGUUCCCUUCAGGAAUGUCUUGGAUGUUUCUUUCAACAAGAUACACUCACCUGGAAUAACCAAAUUCAUUGUGCUUUCUGUGAAUCCAAGCAAGAUGCAGCUGUCAGAGCUAGCAUAGCCAAAGCACCAAAGACAGUUAUUUUUCACUUAAAGAGGUUUGACUGUCAGGGUAGAGUGAAGAGGAAAUUAAGAACAGAUAUCCAUUACCCACUCAACAACUUGGAUCUUUCUCCUUAUAUUUAUCCACUUUUUCGGAAACAUCCUAAAUACAGCCUUUGUGGAGUGGUGAACCACUUUGGUGAUCUAGACGGUGGCCACUACACGGCAUUCUGCAAGAAUACAGUCAACCAGACCUGGUAUAGCUUUGAUGACACCCGAGUUUGCGAGAUUCCAGAUUCUGCAGUUCAAACCGCAGCUGCGUACCUCCUCUUCUACAGCUGUCAGCCCUUUUCUAUACCUACCCCAAAAUGCAAGUGCUAGGAAAAUGAUGUUUUCUGAAAACUGUGAAGCAAGAGAUCAGAAAUCACAGUGGUAGCCGUUUUUGCUUAACAUUAAACCUGUGCAUCUGAUAUG
Molecule: messenger RNA, 1437 nt
Organism: Trichosurus vulpecula (common brushtail)
Lineage: Eukaryota; Metazoa; Chordata; Mammalia; Diprotodontia; Phalangeridae
Gene: USP50
Product: ubiquitin specific peptidase 50
Exons: 7
Coding region: 325-1344 (339 amino acids)
Biological process (GO): endosome organization; protein K63-linked deubiquitination; Ras protein signal transduction
Cellular component (GO): extrinsic component of plasma membrane; midbody; cytosol
Molecular function (GO): cysteine-type deubiquitinase activity
Source: RefSeq, a predicted model, not a curated record